Striga asiatica is the source of this 309-nucleotide messenger RNA. Lineage: Eukaryota; Viridiplantae; Streptophyta; Magnoliopsida; Lamiales; Orobanchaceae. The record is from the annotation of a GenBank genome assembly.
AUGGAGCGUCAGUUGUCGACAAGGUAUACGAGGACAAUAAUUAAUGAUUUUCAAGAACAAUCGAAUGUUCUACUAGAGUACAUCAAUAAACUCGUUGAAAAAAAUGAUGUAUGGAUCGAAGUUGAAGGAUUAAACUUAUCGGAUGACACAAACUGUUUCCACGAACUUUCUUUCAGGGUCGGUUAUGCAAUUCAAGUUGUUCUCAAAAUAAUAUAUCUUGUCUCGUCGGACACAAGAGGUAGGACCACCAAUUUCUUUUCAAACAAUCGCUUCUCCAAUCACCCAUGGGCGAGGAUAGUUAGAACGUAG